GCACGCAAAUUCCCCAAUGGGUGGAGUUUGACCAGUUCUUUGAAUUUCUCACCCUUGGGUCUGCCUGGAGAGGUCUAAAACGUCUCAAACUGGCCCUGAGAGCUAUUGGAAGCUGAGGACCGUAUCUAGAUCUGAGCAGAACUGUUUGUAAUGGAGCCCUCACCUCUUGAGCCGCCAGCAGAUGCCUUGCAACGUAUUGCAACUGAACUCAAAUGUCACCCAACAGAUGAGCAGGUAGCUCUCCGCUUGGAUGAGGAAGAUAAACUGAGGCACUUCAGGGAGUGUUUCUAUAUCCCCAAAAUGAGGGAUCUGCCCUCAAUUGAUUUAUCCUUAGUGAAUAAGGAUGAAAAUGCCAUCUAUUUCUUGGGAAAUUCUCUUGGCCUUCAACCAAAAAUGGUUAAAACAUAUCUGGAAGAAGAGCUAGAUAAGUGGGCCAAAAUGGGAGCCUAUGGUCAUGAUGUAGGGAAACGCCCUUGGAUUAUAGGGGAUGAGAGCAUUGUAGGCCUUAUGAAGGACAUUGUAGGAGCCCAUGAGAAAGAAAUAGCUCUAAUGAAUGCUUUAACUGUUAAUUUACAUCUCCUAUUGUUAUCAUUUUUUAAACCUACACCAAAGCGGUUUAAAAUUCUUCUAGAAGCCAAAGCCUUCCCUUCUGAUCAUUAUGCUAUUGAGUCACAGCUUCAAUUACAUGGACUUAAUGUUGAGAAAAGUAUGCGGAUGAUAAAGCCAAGAGAGGGAGAAGAAACCCUAAGGAUGGAGGAUAUACUUGACGUUAUUGAGAAGGAAGGAGACUCUAUUGCAGUGAUUAUGUUCAGCGGGCUACAUUUUUACACUGGGCAGCUCUUUAACAUACCUGCCAUUACAAAAGCCGGACAAGCAAAGGGUUGUUUUGUUGGCUUUGAUCUAGCACAUGCAGUUGGAAAUGUUGAACUCCACUUACAUGACUGGGGAGUUGACUUUGCCUGCUGGUGUUCCUACAAGUAUUUAAAUUCAGGGGCUGGAGGUCUUGCUGGUGCCUUUAUCCAUGAAAAACAUGCCCAUACAAUUAAACCUACGUUAGUGGGAUGGUUCGGCCAUGAACUCAAUACCAGAUUUAAAAUGGAUAACAAACUGCAGUUAAUUCCUGGGGUCAACGGAUUCCGAAUUUCCAAUCCUCCCAUUCUGUUGGUCUGUUCCUUGCAUGCUAGUUUAGAGAUCUUUAAGCAAGCAACUAUGAGAGCACUGAGGAGAAAAUCCAUUUUGUUAACUGGUUAUCUGGAAUACAUGAUCAAACAUUACUACAGCAAAGAAAACAUAGACACCAAAAGACCAAUUGUGAACAUAAUUACUCCAUCCGGUGUAGAGGACCGGGGCUGCCAGCUGACACUAAGCUUUUCUAUUUCCAAGACAAGUGUUUUUGAAGAACUAGAAAAAAGAGGAGUCGUUGUAAGUUGUGACAAGCGAGAGCCAGACGGCAUCCGCGUGGCUCCGGUUCCUCUCUAUAAUUCUUUCCAUGAUGUUUACAAGUUCAUCAAGCUGCUCACUUCUGUACUUGACUCUGCAGAAACAAAAACCAGCAAUAUUUUCUAGAAUAACUCAAGCAAACCUCAACGAAAGCUGCUAUAGUUAUUUUACUACUAUUCAGUUUUGGUUAUUAAAAAGUAUUUCAAAAUUGAUUACAUGUAACUGGUAAGAGUUGUAUAUAUUUAGAAAAGCACUUGAGAGCUUUAAAAAUGUCUAGUCUACAAGGGAAUAUAUAUCCCUAGCGAUCCAGCUUCUUAGAGAUUGGGGAGUCAAAGUUGACAUGGGCCCAACCUGUAGGUUCACAGUUUUGUUGAGUUGUCAUGUUUCAUGGUCAUGGAAGGGUUUUCUGUUUGUUUAAUUUGUAAUUGAGCUGUCAACUUCAUAAUGUGUGUGGACUGCUUCUAUCAGUAUUGAAAACAUCACUUUAGUUUUAAUUUACCAAAGAGUUUUUCUUUAAGAACUAUCUGGUAUAUGUAUGAUCAUAUGAUGUUCCAUUCAAUUCCAGAAAAGAAAGCACAUUUUCUAAGGUGGUGGUUGUUAAAUUUUUUUACUGUAAUAUAUAGACACAUAUAUUUAAUCAGAAAAACCAUUAUUUAUGUGUACAGAUGACAUAUUCCAGUGAUUCUCAGGCACUGUGUCACAUUUUAAGUUCUUGGGAAAAAAUGUAAUCUUUCCAUUUUCAAUAAAUAAUUUCUUACAAUCUC
Molecule: messenger RNA, 2204 nt
Organism: Nannospalax galili (Upper Galilee mountains blind mole rat)
Lineage: Eukaryota; Metazoa; Chordata; Mammalia; Rodentia; Spalacidae
Gene: Kynu
Product: kynureninase
Exons: 14
Coding region: 151-1566 (471 amino acids)
Biological process (GO): NAD+ biosynthetic process
Cellular component (GO): cytoplasm
Molecular function (GO): kynureninase activity; pyridoxal phosphate binding
Source: RefSeq, a predicted model, not a curated record